GAGAGAGAGAGAGAGAGAGAGAGAGAGAGAGAGUCUCAGACUGGUUAGCCCACCUAUCCGCUAGGAGGAGAGGAGAGUCUGUUGAGGAGCAACAAAACAAUAAACAGCUACUACUACAAACCACAUCAGCGGAGUUCACGAUAGAGAGGAGUACCAACAAAUAAUUGAGACAACGCCUCGGAGUGAAGUAACAGUCAUGUAUCUGAACAGGGAAGAGCACAUCAGCAAAGGCUCAGUGUCCCUCAGUGUGUUCCUGGUCUCCCUCGCAGUGACAGUGUGUGCUGUUUGGCUGGUGGCUCUUUGUGGCGUCUGUGGUUGGUGUCAACGCAAGCUGGGGAAGAGGAAUAAGCCAGGAGUGGAAACAGCAGACACUCCAGACUCUGCACGUGGGCGAGGGGAGAAGAAAGCCAUCAAUGAUCUAGACAAAGACUUUUGGAAUAACAAUGACAGCAGCACAGUGCAGCAGAGGUGGAGCUCCUAUCCGCCCAAGGAAUUCGUACUAAACAUUUCUCCCUAUGCCCCAUAUGGAGAUCCUCGCCUCACACUCAAUGGGGCAGUGUCAGGGGGUCAGAAGGGGGCAGCAACUGGGCAUGGGGAUGAUGGGGGGGGUCCUUAUCGCAGUGACAGCUUGAAGAGCAUGGUGACAGAGGGAGUGAAGGCCGGGAGGUGGCAGACCGUCCAGGGCCACAUGCAGUCCGGAGGAUUGAGAUCCAGCGACUUUGGAGAUCCAGUCUUAUCGUAUGCAUCCACUUUGGAGCACAUCCCCUCCCGGCCUCGGACGCUGCUGCGCCAGCAGAGUCUUCAGCAGCCUCUCAUCCACCCACCAGGCCCUCUUCUUGGCCAUCCACCCACCACAUCCCAGAGUUUGGGACAAUUACACACUGCACCUGGACAGCCUGGGGGAGGUGGGGGUGCUGGGAGAGGAGAGGGAGGUGGCGGCGGUGGUGAGGGUGGGGGUGCAGGUACACGAGGCGGUCCCAGGGGGGCACGGGGAAGCCCAUCAGGAGCAGGGGCCUCACGCAAUAGGGGAGGUGGAGCAGGAGGGCGCUCACAUGCAAAUCCUGGCAGCUGGGAUUACACGAUGGACCAGAUGCGGAAUCGUGGCCUGGACGUCAAGUCCUUCCUUGAAGGGAAGCUGGUGGUCCUGGCUUUGGCCAUUGGUGUGGCCGAGCAAGAUGAUUUUGCCAAUAUCCCUGACCUGCAGGAAACAGCGCAGGGACCACCACCAGCCAAUCAGGAGCCCCCUCCUGAGAAGAGGGGCAACAAGCCAGUUAACAGCCCCAAGGGCCGACCCCCUGAUGCUGAUGGCCGCUCAUCCGUAACUGACCUGGCCAACUCUCUCACUGGAGACAUGGUGAUGCUGUCCCCAGGUUCGGAGGAUGAUGACGGUGAAGGGCCCAUCAGUGAGAAGCUGGGCCGGAUCCAGUUCAGCAUAGGCUACAGCUUCCAGAACACGACCCUCACCGUCAAACUUCUCAGGGGCCAGGAGCUCCCGGCCAAGGACUUCUCCGGAACCUCCGAUCCCUUUGUUAAAAUCUACCUGCUGCCCGACAAAAAGCACAAGCUGGAGACCAAGAUCAAGAGGAAGAACCUCAACCCCCACUGGAACGAGACCUUCUUGUUUGAGGGCUUCCCUUACGAGAAGGUGAGAGAGCGCACUCUCUACCUUCAGGUGUUGGACUACGACCGCUUCAGCAGGAAUGACCCCAUUGGAGAGGUGUCAAUCCCCCUUAACAAGGUGGAACUGGGCCAGAUAAAGACCUUCUGGAAGGAGCUCAAGCCCUGCAGUGAUGGCAGUGGGAGACGAGGAGACCUGCUGUUGUCUCUCUGCUAUAAUCCCAGUGCCAACACCAUCACUGUGAACAUCAUCAAAGCGCGCAAUCUCAAAGCCAUGGAUAUCGGGGGCACCUCAGAUCCAUAUGUGAAAGUGUGGCUGAUGCACAAGGACAAGCGUGUAGAGAAAAAGAAGACGGUGACGAUGAAGCGUUGUCUGAACCCCAUCUUCAACGAGUCCUUCCCCUUUGAAGUGCCCGCCCAUGUACUGAGGGAGACCACCAUCAUCAUCACCGUUAUGGAUAAGGACAGGCUCAGCCGCAACGACGUUAUCGGCAAGAUCUACUUAUCGUGGAAGAGUGGACCAGCGGAGGUGAAGCACUGGAAAGACAUGCUUGCUCGGCCGCGUACUAACGUCGCCCAGUGGCACGCUCUCAAGGCCUGAUCGCACCGCCCAGCUUCCUCCAUGGCCCCUUCUCGUCCCCUACUCCCCCUCCUCCCUCCCCUCCUCCUCCCACCUGUCCUUAUGCACAAGACUGACUUGCUGCCAGGCUGCGAAACACGGGUACAAUUAGCCAUCUGCUCUCUUAAACCUUUAAACUCUUCUCUUUCAAAAUCUCUAUUCCUCUCCGACUCUUCUCACUUCUUCUGUUCCCUCUUUUUCAUACAGCUGUGUCUUAGUUUCUGUGUCUCACCACUUUGCCAAUGGUCCCCCUGUUUCUGACUGUCUGUAUGUCUGUCUGUCCUUAUGCACUUUGCCUGUGGAGGUCCGAUGUUCAGUUUCUUUGUCGACCCCUUGGUUCUGAACUGCACUGCAGACCCCGACCCAUUUAAGGUGCCAGUCCCGUGGGAUCACAGAGAAUCUUAAGUAACGAUCUAAUCUCAUAUAAUCCUAUUGUAUGACUAUUCCAGGUACACAAUACUGUACAGUAUGUACAUUAUGUACAUGUACAUAUUAACAUAUUAGGAAUAGAUUGGCAGAACUCCCCCUAUACACUUGAUUAGUACGAUAUGUUAUCCCUGUUUCCCAUCUCUCUUGUCUCUUCAUUUGUCCCCUUGUCAUCUGUCUCAAGUGUACAAUAUCCUCUCCCUAUUUCAGUCUCCCUCCUUUUACUCAACAAUGGUUUAAUGUUCAGCUGAAGUUGUGGGAAGCCAUCAAUACUCGAUUUGUAAUGAAACCAGCUGAACUCAAGAUGGAAUUGUUGAUAUCGCUGUCUUUUCUCUCCCUCCUCUUUUUUCCCUCUCUGUCUUCUUCUUUAUCUCUUUUUUUAUCCUUAUGGUUCCCUCUUUCUCUUCCUCUGACACAAUAUUAGUGUAUCCAGCCCUUUCUGGACCCCCAACCCCUCCUUGUCGUCUGUGUGCUGUGGGUGCUGUGCUGUAGCUCCAACAAAAAUAGAGAUUAAAAAGAAAAAAAUUAACUGAACUUUCUGAGACUGGGAAAGCGGGAACACAAUAAACUUAUGAAAUGGAUCGCUCCUGAUUUUUCCAGACAAAAAGCCCUGACAUGGAGAGAGAAAAAAGAAGAUGAAAAAACCCCCCAAACAAAACAAACAAAUCCCACAUGAUACAAUGAUGUCAUUUUUCACAGCAUCACCAACUGAGGAAACCAAUUUAAAAUCUUCUUCCAAUUUUAAGAUGAGAACAGAAGCUGUUCGUGCACAUGCAUUCGGUUGUGUGUUCACACUUCCGUCUGUUUAUUGAUGCUAUGAAUUCUUUGUCCUGCCCUGUGCUGUUGUGGUGUGCUGAUGGGGGUCUAUCCCCAUGACUGUAUAGUGUGCCUGUUGCUGUGUGUGCGUGUUUCUAUGUUCACAGGAGCAACACAAUUCAGACUCGGCAGAAAUCUUCUUCUCUUUUCUCUUUCUCAUCUUGCGCUCUUCUUGCUCUUCUUACUGCCAUUGUUUCCCCUCCAUCCUACUUUACUGCCCUGCCUUCAGAACGAGGACACAGGGAAGUUCUAUCUGCACUUUUUGAAAAUGUAAUAACAAUAAUAAUGAUAAUUACAGUUUUGAUGAUGAUUAUAAUACUGGUGGAAAUUAAGGGAGGAGUUUCUGAAAGGGUGAGCAUCAGUUGGGGAGAGGAGACGUCUGCUCUGUAAUUUCAGGGUUUGGAGAUAAGUGGAGGACACAGAGGAUGGAUGUAGGGCUCUCAUUCUCCUCUUUUUGUUCCUCGUUUUUGAUUAAUGCGGAAGGAAAAGUAAGAUAAAAUAGCCUUUCUCUGAGUGUUUGUUGUCCACAGAAACUACAAACAGCUGCGUAUCACAGACAGUGGGUGUGAUAUUAGAUGAUGGUCUGAUCUGCCGCUGUGAGAUACUGUAGAAGCAGAUUAGACAUUAUCUCUUCCCUGAGUGCUUGAGAGCACCACAGAGUGUACUGGUAGCUGCCCUGCUUGUCACGCACAUUCAGCUCAGCUCGAUAUUUCUGUAACGUAAAUAAAACAGAGUCACAGGGCGGCAACAUGAAUACUGUCAGCCAUUAAGAGCUGCUCACACAGACGGCCACUCUUUCUUAGUGUACACACUGCUGCAACAGUGUCUGUCUGUGUUUUCACAUUCAUAAAGUCCUGUGAAGCAUAAUCGUGUUAGCUAUUUGGGAUUUGUGUUUUACUGUAGCAGCUUUUAAUGUCUAAAUGAGCAUCCACCUUUCCAUCGCCUCUCUUGUUUGACUGACUUAGCGAGCAAAUAUAAUCAGUUGUUUGUUUAGUUGAAGCAUCACCGCGUUUGAAGUUCCUACUAACUCUGGCCCCAAUAAAAUCCAUGCCUAAAAUGCUGUGUUCCCUGCAGUGGAUUUUAUUUUCUAUUAUCAUGCAAUCAUUUGAUAGUAUCCUAUGCUUUUGUGCUAGUUUUGAAUCAUGGUAACAAUAACCGGGUCACCACAAGAAACAUGUAAUUGUAGUCUAAUCUGCAUCGGGUUAGUCCUCGUCUCGGGUUUCUAUAAACUGGUUUUUGGGAGCACACUGUGUGCUACGAGUGUGUUCUGGGCAGUGUGUUUCAUGUGAGACUUGGUGCUGGCUGCUGUGAUGCACUGAUCCAGUCCAGCACCCUUCAGAACAAUUGGCCAACCGUGGAACAGGGCCCACUGUUUUGACAGCCACUGCCUGCAGUGUCACAGCACAUUACACUCCUAUUAGUUGGUCAGAAAGGAGCAAUAUCUGCUUUCUUGGACCUGUGGGACUCGCUAUGUGCAGAGGUAAUACUCACUAAGAAUAAAACGAAACUAUGGAGCGCUCUCAUUAGUAAGCAGGAAGAUGAUGGACGGGGAUAAAGGCUUGUCAGUCAAAACGAGGCAUGUAAUCAGUACGCUGUGUAAAGCUGUAAAAAAACCAAAUGUGGUUUGAAUUUGCAGGUGUGCAGGUGACGAGUCAACACAAUACCUCUGCCGUUUCCUUUCACCAAGAUUACAUGUAGCUCAAGAAGUGAUGAAUUGCUAUGCCACAAGGGUUUCCAAAGCUUAGUCAUCAGUGACCCUGUAAACUGGGGGAUACGGCUUUAUUUUUAGUAACAUUCAAAGGUAGACUGGAGGCUGCAGACUUCUUAAAUGUAAAUCGUUUUUUCAAAAGUUAAAUGGCACGGUGAUCAAAACAUUAGCCAGUGGCAGGUUACUGUGCUAAAUGGAAUAGUGAGAUGCUAGAACAUAUGUUUCUUCAUGUAAGUGUAUUACUCAUUGUGUUUAGUUGACAUUAAGCAGUCGCUCAUAAUGAUUGUUAGGAAUUUAAUUUAGCAGGUAUCUAACAUUUAUCUUAAUUUAUCUAAAUUAAAAAUGAGAUUAAGUGAAUAUUCAGGCUCAUGGUCACAAAGGUUGUUAUUACCAUUAAAAACAACAAGGACAAAAAUAUUGCCCCUACCUUCAUAAGAGUCAGAUAAAAAAGUGUAUCACAGUGGCAUAUGAUUCAUCACGGAGUAUCCAGAAAGUUGCACUUUCCCUAAAAUAACUGGGAGAGUCGAACCUUUUGUUCUCUCGGCACCAGCAGUCAAACAGCAGCACCAUUAAAAUGGAUGGUGAGCUCAGAGACAAACAGUACAAAGGAGAAAGCAAUUUCCAAAUCCCAGUUUUAUUAUACUGCCACCUGUCUCACAACUCUAAACGUAUUGCGUUGUUGGCACCAACACUGUCGGCAAUGACCUUCACCGGUCCUGAGCUCAUGAAUACAGCAUGGCAGUGUUGCAUAUGCUCCCAGUCAAGACUUUUUUCAGACUAACUCCACUCAGUGUACUCGCUCUCCUUGUGUUCAGCCUCAGCUCUGUCUUUCAUCAGUGUUUCAUUCCCUGGCGAGGUCAACUGGUCGGCGCAGGUGUGGAUAAUUACUGCUUGAUAACUGAGAUUUAAUUCAAGGAGACUGAAACACUGUCCACAACUUUGCCGCUGAAUUAAGGUUCUUAUAACUGACUUUCGAGUUAAAUGACAUUCAAACCUUUGAUUUCUCUCUAUUAAGUGUUCAUUCUGUAGAACGUUGAAUCUCUUUCUAAUUUCUACUUUCUGCUAAUUUCUUUAACUUUAAACAGCCACUUUGUCAGAGCCAUGGUAAACAUUAUACCUGCUCAAUAUCAGGAUGUUAGCGUUGAAAUGUUUCAGUAGUGGGAAGUAACUAAGUACAUUUACUCAUUGAGGUACUUCACUAAAGUAUUUCCAUUUUAAGCUACUUUAUACUUCUACUACUAAAUAUUAGAGGCAAAUAUUGUACUUAGUUUCUCCUCUACAUUUAUAUAAUAACUUCAGUUACUAGCUACUUUGCAGAUUUAGUUUAUAAUAUAAAAUACAAAUCAACUACUACAUUGUUACAUUAUGAUGUUAUUAUAGAUUAAGAUCAGUAUAUAAAGUAGUUAUAAUUAGCUCCAUCGUUACCAACUGCAACAUUAAUGUGAUGAGGACUUUAAUGCAUUAAUAAUUAUAAUGCAUAAUAUACUUUACAUAUACAUAUAUACACAUACUUUUACUUUUUGUACCUUAAGCAUAUUUUGAUGCUAGUAC
Messenger RNA from Cottoperca gobio, 6737 nucleotides. It is a transcript of the gene syt7a, whose product is annotated as synaptotagmin VIIa. Bases 197 to 2218 code for a protein of 673 amino acids. Gene Ontology annotation, molecular function: calcium-dependent phospholipid binding; calcium ion binding; clathrin binding. Gene Ontology annotation, biological process: calcium ion-regulated exocytosis of neurotransmitter; vesicle fusion. Lineage: Eukaryota; Metazoa; Chordata; Actinopteri; Perciformes; Bovichtidae. The record is from RefSeq and is a predicted model, not a curated record. The transcript is spliced from 13 exons. Gene Ontology annotation, cellular component: synapse; synaptic vesicle; axon.